GCUACCAGCUCGGCAAGACCGUUGGGGAGGGGAUGUACUCCAAAGUGAAGGAGGCUUUUUCCCGAAAGCAUCAGAAGAAAGUGGCGAUUAAAAUAAUUGAUAAGAAUAAAAGCCCAAAAGCAGCCGGGCGGCGGGAAAAAUUCCUGCCCUGCGAGCUCCAGAUCGCCACAGGCUUGGACCACAGGAACGUCAUCCGCGUGCACGAGGUGCUGGAGUCCGCGGAGGGGAAGAUCUGCCUGGUGAUGGAGCUGGCGGAGGACGGGGACAUCUUUGACUACGUGCUCCGCGAGGGUCCCCUGCCCGAGCCCCGUGCCAAGGCGCUUUUCCACCAGCUGGUCGAGGCCGUCCGGUACUGCCACGGCUGCGGGGUGGCCCAUCGCGACCUCAAGUGCGAGAACGCCCUGCUGCAGGGUCACACCUUGAAGCUGACGGAUUUUGGCUUUGCCAAGCGGCUCCCUGGGGACGGCCAGGAGCUGAGCUGGACCUUCUGCGGCAGCACAGCCUACGCGGCGCCCGAGGUGCUGCAGGGCGUCCAGCACGACAGCCGCAAGGGCGAUGUCUGGAGCAUGGGUGUCAUCCUCUAUGUCCUGCUCUGCGCCCGCCUGCCCUUCGAUGACACUGACAUCCCCAAGAUGCUGCACGAGCAGCAGAAAGGUGUCUCUGUCCCCAGGCACCUGGGGAUCUCCAAGGAGUGCCAGAGCCUCCUGAAAAUGCUCCUGGAACCAGACAUGACCCUGAGACCCUCCAUCGAGGUCAUCAGCAGGCACCACUGGCUGACUAACCCCUGA
Pterocles gutturalis (yellow-throated sandgrouse) is the source of this 788-nucleotide messenger RNA. RefSeq names its product testis-specific serine kinase 3 (gene TSSK3). NCBI's taxonomy places the organism in Eukaryota, Metazoa, Chordata, Aves, Pterocliformes, Pteroclidae. Gene Ontology annotation, biological process: microtubule cytoskeleton organization; protein phosphorylation; intracellular signal transduction. The transcript is spliced from 2 exons. Gene Ontology annotation, cellular component: cytoplasm. Gene Ontology annotation, molecular function: ATP binding; tau-protein kinase activity; protein serine/threonine kinase activity. The annotation marks the transcript as partial. The record is from RefSeq and is a predicted model, not a curated record.